Callorhinchus milii (elephant shark) is the source of this 2643-nucleotide messenger RNA. RefSeq names its product tetraspanin 13a (gene tspan13a). The record is from RefSeq and is a predicted model, not a curated record. The transcript has 6 exons. Bases 205 to 819 code for a protein of 204 amino acids. NCBI's taxonomy places the organism in Eukaryota, Metazoa, Chordata, Chondrichthyes, Chimaeriformes, Callorhinchidae. Gene Ontology annotation, cellular component: membrane.
AGGGAGGGAGAGGGGGAGAGAGAGGGAGAGCGCCGUCUGCGCAAUCCCACAGCUGCUUCAUUGACAUAUUCUGCAAAUGUUGGUGUCGGGGAAGGCAGCGGAGAGGCAGAGCUAUUGUUUGGCUUUAUUUUAAAUCAUAUAUAUAUAUAUAUACACACACUCCCUCCCUCCCCCUGUGCUGGUGCUGUGGGUUUGUUGGGUACAAUGGUUUGCGGCGGCUUCACCUGCUCCAAGAACUCGCUAUGUGUCCUGAACCUCCUCUACAUCAUGGUCAGCCUGCUGCUGAUCGGGAUUGCAGCAUGGGGUAAAACCUUUGGACUUGUUACAAGCUUUUCUGUGGUGGCAGGAGUGAUCGGAGUGGGAAUCUUCCUGUUCCUCAUUGCAUUGAUUGGAUUGCUUGGAGCUAUUAAGCACCACCAGGUGCUGCUCUUUUUUUAUAUGAUCAUUUUGUUUUUGUUGUUUGUGGUGCAAUUCUCUAUCUCUUGUGCUAGCCUGGCCCUCAACCAACAUCAACAGAAUAAUCUGCUGGAGGUGGGAUGGAAUAAAUCGUUUGAAACCAGAAUGGACGUGGAAGAAUACUUCAACUGCUGCGGAUUUAACACGAAUAUGGAGAAUAAUGGAACCUGCAAAGCACGCUGCAUCGAAAGCGAUAACUGUCCAACGUGUGGGCCGAUCCUAAAAAUGCACGCCGGGGAAGUCCUGAGAUAUGUUGGUGGUAUUGGACUUUUCUUUAGCUUCACUGAGAUCUUGGGUGUAUGGUUAACGCACCGAUACAGAAACCAGAAGGAUCCCCGAGCUAAUCCAAGUGCUUUUCUCUAAGGGAAAACGUCAGAAAUGUCAUGCUACUGAAAUACUGCACCACUGUAUUUUUUUUAAAAAAGGCCACCAUUUUUGUUGCUGCUUCCUGUAUUGCCUUUUUGCAAAAUUUGCCCUUCACCCGGGAGAUGGGUUCCCUUUCAGUUAUUAGUGUCUGUUGUAAUAAUACUGAAAACCAAUCUAGGUUGAUUAUCCGAGAGCAUUCCAGAAUUAUGGUGAACACACUGCUGACCACUGUCCCUGUAGUUUGAUCCUAUUUGCAGGUGUUCAUUUAAUACAGAAGGCUUCUGUAACAGUUGCCUUUCAAAACUACCUGUUGCUAAACUCCUGAAUCCAUAUGCACUGAUGACAUUGAAUAUUACCUAUGAAGAAAGUGAUGUAAUUAACCACUCCACCUUACCAUGUUUUAUGCUCCGAUUACGCCCUUGAGAGUUCUGUGCUUUACCAUGACAUGACUAAGGUUUUUAGAGAUUGUCUUAGUUGUGUUUAAUUGAGAGAUAAUCACAAAUAAUAUUGGAAUAUGAAUGUAUGGAAACACUAAUGUCAUGUUAUUUUUGGUCAGUCGGGUGUCUGACACAUGCGGAAACCCACUAUGCUUAAGGGUAUCCAAACCAAACUGAGCAUUGCGUGCAUCCCACCUACGCAUGGACAUUCCAGAGAUAUUUAUUGGAAAAUAUUGCGGGAAGCUAUUUGACCUUGUUUUUAGCUCUGGAGCGAUUCUGUGCAGGAAACUAUUCAUAUUUCUUAGUAUAAGUAUUGUUGCUGAGGCUCAGGAGACCUCUGUACACGUGUAACUAAGCAAUGCACAGAGAUCCACUAACUGACACUAACUUCUAAUGAAUAUUUUUUGAGAGUAGUUGAAUAAAAUUGUAUCACCUGAUUUAUACCUCAGCAGUGUCCUGGUGAAACUAUUUUCUCGAGUGAUCUCAGCAGCUGGACUCCGGCACAAAUCAUUUUGCGAUUGGGAUUCUCAAACCCAAUUUAUACUUUUGUUUUAUUCAGCAAGUCACAAAUUGCCAUACUAAUAUUUAAGAAUUUCCACAUAGAUAUCUUGGUUGUCUGUGGUUUUUUAAAACACCUUUUCAGAUUGAGCAUUUUUUGGUUUAGACAAAAUUUUAAAUUGUACAGCCAACCUUUGUGGAUGUGUUGAGCAGUACCAGUCUGAAGAGAAACGUAGCUCUGCUUCAUGAUAUUGAGAUCUUAAAUAUGAUUUUUUCAUGGAAUAUUGCUUUCCUUUAUAAACUCUUGACUGUACAUAACUACAAGUUCAUCUAGCUUAUUUUGAAAAAGUUUCUAUGUUUCCAUUGCACCUGUGAAUCUAACUAAUGAGCCGUUCUGUUUAGAACAGUGGUGGACUUGUGAUCAAUGUUCAAAUGUAAUUGCUUGAAGUUUUUUUUUCUCUUUGAAGUUUGGUGGCAUUGCUUUGAAACAUGGUCUUUCAGUUCUGAUUGUUUAAAAUAAAGUUUAGUAAGACCUUUUUUGGGUUUGAUGCACAUUGUGUACGUUGAAAAUGCAGUUUUAACUGGAAGAAAGUUGCACUGUAUUUUGCUUGAUAUUUGGUUCCCUCUGCAUACAGUUGAAGAAUUUCAUGGCUUUCAAUGUUUUGAAAAUGUAGCUGACAGUACUGGACCUCCAUUGUGCACACUUCUCAUGGCUGAACUGCAUUCAGAAUUGUCACGGCAGCAGUCGGUCAUUACAAAACACUGAAGUGAAAAAAGUUGUGAAAAAAAUGAAUAACACAUUUACGGAGAAAUUGCAAAUAAGAUUGCUGUUGUAUUGAUGGGAUUUGUAAAAUUUAAGAGACUAAUAAAUUCUGUUUUCCAACCA